UGGGAACGUUUCGCGAACGCGGCGCGUGGCGCGCGGAGUAACGCGUGAUCGCGGAAAGGUUAGCCGGGUGCACGCACGUGCUUGGCUUACGCACGGUGGUCGGGUGUUUGGACCGGAGUGUUGCCGUGCAGUGGAGAAAUGUAUUGUUACAAAUUUUAGAGUUGAGCAACAUCAGAAAUAGUGAUUUUAUUAGAAAUAGUUUUGUUUGAGUUGCCCCCCGAGCCCCCCCCCCCCCUGACCUUUGCGCGCCUCUCACGCGUAGCUACGCCUUGUACUGAAAACAUCGUUCUCAGUCGAGAACGGCAAAACUCGGCUCUGGGGUACAUAACGUAUUUCCUUAGCCAUGUAGAAAGAAAUUUUCUAUUUCAUCUUCUUGAGCAAGGAUUUUCAGGAAACACAACGUCCUUCUGCUCCACCCCGAGCCGUUACCGAAGUUGUCCGUAGCGAUCACAAUCAAAACGACGACUUCCUAUUCUAACCUGGGUUCCUGCGACAGGUUACCGAGUCUUCUGCGAUCCAGACCAAUUCCUUCUUGCUUUAACCUGGGCUCCUAUCACGGAUUACCGAGCGUCGUCCUCAGCAAUCAUAAUCAACACGACGACUUUUUGUUCUACUCAGGCCUUCUGCCACGGCUUACUGAGCAUCGCCCGUAGCGAUCACAAUCAAAACGACGACUUCCUACUCCGGGCUCCUGCUACGGGUUACGGAGCAUCGUUCGCUGCAAUCCCAAUUCUACGCCUUUCUAGAAAGUCCAAAAGAAUUAAAAGACUGACUCCUCUCCGCUGAAGGAAAAACCUAACACUGACCGAAGAAAUUCCAAAAGCUCCCUCUCAGUUUCCGAGAAAACGUUUCUCUGAACCUGUUUUCUAAGGUGAGGACUCUCGGGAAAACACAAUGUUUUCAUGCCCUACCUCGGACUCCUGCCAUGGGUUACCAAGCGUUGCUCACGCCAUUCCCAAUCCAACGCCCUCCAGGAAAAAAAAGGAAACCUCAAAUCGUCUCCCCUCCCUUUUCUGAGAAGAAAUCUUAAUAUCGAAAAAAAAUUAAAAUCUUAAACCGAAACUCUCUAUUUUUUUAUCUACUUCAAAACUUAAACCAAAACUCUUUUUCCCCUAGAUUACAUCUCAGAAAAUUAAAAAUUUUAAGAGAAAACGAUACGCCAUGCGUCAACUAAAAUAGUAAAAAUUAAUAGAAGAUAUAAGCGUAAAAUGCGCUUGACAAGAACUCUUUCAACCACAGACGCGCCCUCUCCACAAAAAAAAUCGUGCUCUCUGAAUCCCAAACUGACCAAUAAGACGCAAAAGUAACGCAGACGCAAUGCGUCUCGAACAUCCGACGCAAAAUGCCUCGCGUCAAAGGAAAUAUUUUUUGGGGAACUUAGCUGGAUAAUGGGUUCCUGUAGACACUGCACAAAAUGUUACGUACGUAAGAAAACUCGCGCUCACGCUCUCGCAGACUCACACUCGUAACUCCCGCACUCGUCAAUAAAGGGAGCUAGCUUUUAAAAAUCAAUAGCAUGCCAGUUGUAAGGAUACGUUCAGACUCCAGGAUUAUUUUGUCGCGGUGUAAAUCCAAACGCCCACUUGUUCAUACGGGCCAUUUUGUGGCGGUACAAACAUAAGCGCCGAUACGUUUAGACGAGCCAUUUCGUGAUGCAAGCGGCGUAAAUGCAAAUGAGGCCUUGUUCGGACGAGCCACUUCGCGACGCGAUAGAAAAACUUUUCCGUCACGUCACGCUACGAUAAAGUAGCCCGUCUAGAUGCACCCGAAAAUUCAAUAAUUAUUGUUGCGACGUAAUAACAACUUUAUCAGUAGAAUGAAUAGGACUCUAAAAGGACUUCUACGAUUAUAUCCAAUAACGCGGAAUUGGGCGGUUUUAUCAAAGUACAUAGUGCCAUUACAAUCAAUGCAGAGAGUGUGGCGAGCUUACAGUACCAGUUUAACAGACCACACACAAUUGGAAGACUGUAUAUCACCGAUAGAAAGAAAUUAUGCAACCACUGAUAUCAAGCCAGCAUACAAAUCUAUGGAAAUAUUAGAGAAAGCAGCGAAGAAUUAUACAGACAUGACUGUGCACGACGCCAUUGAUACGAUAUUUAUUUUAUUUAAAGCUUCCAAAAAUAUGCAAGAGGAUCUACAAAAUAUCAAACAGCACAUAGGCUUUAUACGCCUAUGGGAGGUUUUGAACAGGAAUGUUAGACUGAUGAAAACCAACGAGAUUAUCAGCAGUCUGAGAAUGUUGACGUAUUUCAAGAUUCCAACAAAUUGCGUUUUAACUCAAUCGCUAUUACAAAUGAUUCGUGCGAAUGUAAAUGAAAUAUCUCUUCAGGACAUAAUUAAUAUCAUUGUGUUAUUAAAAAAAAUGGACAGUACGCCAUUAAGGGACGCUCUUUUGAUCGCACUGCCCGUUGUAUUCGAGACGCAACUGCCUACAAAAUUGGAUUCUGACAAUAUUUUUAUGCUGGCACAAUCGCUAAGACUUAUAAGCGAAAAUAAUAUUAAUAAUCCAGAAGUACAAAAUACGAUACUCAAAUCGUUGCAAAAAUUUGAGAACACUCUAAACGUGCAAACGGCUUGGUCUAUUUUUUGCAGCUUGUGUGUUGCCUCUUAUUUGUCUCCUAUAGCUUUUGAAUUGCUAUUUAAUAUUCAAAAGGUCCUAAUAAAUGACGCGAAACAAUUAAGUAUUCCGGACAUAAUAAGAGCGCUCCACAAAUUGGUUCUUGUCACUGCAAGAAAUAAAGAAUACGGAUGUAAGUUUUACAAUGAAGCGCUGGUGGAUGCUUUCAUCAAUUCGGCUUUGUCCGCGGAGAUUUCAUUCGACAAAAGUAUCCACCUACUGAAACUUUUGAACGAAUUGAAUUAUGCGCAUAUACCAUUUCUAGAAUACUUAGCAGCAAAGUGCUUUGAGCAGCCAAAUUUGCUAAAAGAUGCGUCGUAUUUUAGAGUAUUUAUUUUCCUAGAAGGAUUAAUUAACGCCGACUAUAAACCAGUAUUUUGGGAUAUUAUACGGGACGCUAUACUGGCGAACAAAGUGGAAAACAAAGUCUUCAAUAGAUCCAUGAUCAAGUUUGCCCUUCACUUGAUCGCUUUGGAUUGUUAUAGUCCAAGUUUAAUCAGCAAAGUCUUUUCCCAGAUUAUAAGAACUAACGAACCGAUGAAUAGUAUUCACAUGAGGGAGCUAUUACUUUUAUAUCAGAGCGUCAAGACACUGUAUCCUGUAUACAAUGGACCGUGGCCUUCACAGAAUAUACUCGAACAUGCUAUAAACAUACAUAAAACAUUGCUUAGUCCAAUAUUACCCACGUUUUCUUUAAAAACAGCGUUAGAACUGGCAUUGGGUGGCCCUCAAUAUGUUCACAAUGAAUUAAGGACAAAACUUGGACAUUACAUUGAUCACGUCAUUGUGAUGAGGAAAGGUGGAUAUCCCAUUGCAAUUAAUACAGUUACAUCCCCUGGAACUAAUGUAACCUACAUUGAAGAUAUACAGACUCCAAGUGAAAGUCAGAUGAUACUCAUCUUCAAUUUACCUGACGCUGCGUACGCUGUAAAUUCUCAAAGAAUAAAAAGUACAUGGUCAUUGAAAAUAAAGUCUGUGGAGGCGUUAAUAAAAACCAAUGCGAUUGCUAUAAACUCUAGUUCAUGGAUGAAACUACCCGAAUAUGAAAGACUUCCCUAUUUGAUGCGAGCAAUAAGGCUAAAGUGCGAAGACGACUCAUUCUUAAUAAAAUAAAAUAUUUUAUAAUCAUUUAUAAAAAAUAUGUUAUGUAGGAUUCCUUGUCGGAUAUAUUCUGAAUGAUAUAUUUUGAACAAUACAAUCGCGAUGUAUAUUAACUACUGAUGUACAGUUGUACAAAUAAUUGAAAUAUACAUGUAAUAAAAUAA
Messenger RNA from Solenopsis invicta (red fire ant), 3882 nucleotides. RefSeq lists its product as uncharacterized. The record is from RefSeq and is a predicted model, not a curated record. The transcript is spliced from 7 exons. Bases 1817 to 3730 code for a protein of 637 amino acids. NCBI's taxonomy places the organism in Eukaryota, Metazoa, Arthropoda, Insecta, Hymenoptera, Formicidae.